GGCUCGGAGGAGCCACCGCCAGGCAGCGGGAGCUACCGCCAGGCCUCCCCGAGCGGCGCCCACGCUCCUGCCGCCCAGAAGCGCGGACCCUGCGCCGCCCCCCAGCCACCUGCUCCGGGCCGGAGGCGAGGACACCAUGCGCGCUGCGCUGGUGCUCUCGGCGCUCCUGCUUGUGCUGCGAUCGCCUCUCCCGUCGCUCUCUGAAACUGGUAAUGCAGCUUCCUCUGGCAGCCCAGCUGCCUCAGCACGGGCAUCUACAAAACCUGGGGCAUCUCCUACAUCCUCACAUCAGCCAAGCUCACGUUCAGUUCCCACUACUUCCAAAGUGGCUUCCACAGUACAGCCCUCAAGCAUCACAAAGACGGACCAAGCUGUGGGAAGCAACUUUACAACUUCUAAAGACUCAGCUCUGCAAAACAUCUCUGUGACUGUAUCUUCUGACUCAAGUACCACAAGUGCUCCAGCUACUGUGAGCCCACAUGGUGGGAGCCCUGACAGUUCCACCACUGCGGCCACCAGUGCCAGGCCUGGGAGCAUAAGCAACACAGACAACCUGACUACCACACGAUCGCUGUCCACUUCUGAAAGCCAACCUACAGCCUCUGGAUCUCAAGCUCCAACCCUGAAGACCACAACUUCCGCUCCUACUCCUUCACUGCUCAGUACAGGAAGUUCUAACCCACCAGCUGACACUACUACCGUGACCUCAGGGAUCUCUUCUCAAAGACAGAGCAGCUCUGCCACACUUCCCAGCAGUCCCAGCCCUCUGCCUGAUUCUAGUCUCACAACCACAGCCCAGAGUGUGCUCACCACUCCAACACCAACCAGGACUCAGCAGACCGCCAGCACACAGCCAGCCAGCCAGGUGCCGGCCACGGCCAGCCCCACGCCGGACAGCCUGAUGCCUCCCAGCUCUUCACACUCUUCCACUGUGACGCCACAGCAGAAGGACUCUGCCACGGGAACUGUGGCUGUGCCCAGCGUCAGGGGAUCCACAAGCCUCAGCACUGUUUUAGCUCCCUCAACUCCCAGCAUACACACUACGCACCGGGUUUUUGGGAAUAAGACGGUACGUUGUGAUUCUCUCAAGGAGCCGAUCGACAAGCUGCUCGUCUUGAACUUGACAAACAAGGGAACCAACUCAGAAGCUAACCUGGGAAGCAACCACUGCAAUGAGGAUCUCCUUGACGAGAAGCUGGUCACAGUGCUGUGCCGAGCAGUCAAAGACAACUUCAACCCUAGUCAAGAUGAUUGCACUGUACAGCUAGGACCUGUUCCCUAUAGCAAUGCGGUGGCUGUCAAACACAUCAGCAUUCUGACAAAUCUUCCUCCCAGCGAUGUGUAUGAAUCACUGAAGGACCAAUGGGAUGAACUAGGAGAGUUGGGAGUCAGUGACAUGAGGCUGGGGAAUGAUGGUCCACCAGAAGUGACUGAGGACCGCUACAGUAUGCCCCUCAUCAUCACCAUUGUCUGCAUGGCAUCCUUCUUGCUUCUCGUUGCAGCGCUCUAUGGCUGCUGCCACCAGCGCUUCUCUCAGAGGAAGGAUCAGAACUCCCAUCUUGACAGUUCUACCCAGAUCCCUGGUUCUCAACCCUGGCUGCGCACUAGCAGGAGCUGUAAGGACAUUCCCAUGCCUAGCUUCCUCACACGCCAACGGGAACCCGAUCUCUGGAUCAGUCAACGACUUACUGAGGAACUUCAGACAGUGGAAAAUGGUUACCAUGAUAACCCGACCUUGGAAGUGAUGGAGACCUCUUCCGAGAUGCAGGAGAAGAAGGUGGUCAACCUUAAUGGGGAGCUUGGGGAUAGCUGGAUCGUCCCUCUGGACAACCUGUCCAAGGAUGACCUCGACGAGGAGGAAGACACGCACCUCUAAGCCGGUCUGUUGGCUGUCUCCAUCAGUGCCACAGAGCUGCAGACUGACCACCCGAAGUGCCAUUUGGGCUGGGGAAGAAAAUGCCUCCCCAUUCAAAGAAGGAAAGACAGGAGGGAGUGGACUCCAAGGGUUACCUCCUUUCAAGUCCCCCAGGGCCUUAAUUUUUUCCCCCUUUCGAGAUGAACAAAUCACAUUCUGUCUAGAUUCUUCUUGUAAAAUAAUCCACUAGUGCCUGAGCUCAGAGUUGCUGGUGAACAGGAGGAUGAGCAGAAGGGAGAUGGAGAAAGAGCCAUGGGAGGGACUUUAGGAAUCUUCUAGUAGAAAUUUUCAUUUUGCAGGUGAGAUGACUGAGGCCUAAGAAAGGCAACUGGCUGCACAAGGUCACACAGCCACUUGGUGACAGACAUUCUUCCCUUCAGCCCAGUGCUCAUUUGGACCAUGUUACACUGCUGUGUUCAUUUGUACCCUCUCCGUAGAACUUCCCUGGCUGGGCAUCGGGUGACACCCCAGUAGGGAAGGUAGGCUGAAAAGGAAAGCAGGCCUGUACCCUGUCUCAGGGGAUCUGACUGCGAAAGGACAAGCCUCAAGCUUCCAUUUCCUAUCCCAAUCCUCCUGUCUGCAAGUAUUCCCCUCCCCUUUCCCUUUACAAACCUUUCACUCAACUUUGAGUCGCACUGUGACCCAGUACCCCUAGGAAUAACACAGGUCAUUUGUGAUCUUGAAGCCCCUGUUCUGGAUUCUGAUCUCCUUGCUUGACGAGGUCAGCACCUCUUCUUCCCCCAAAGUGAAUGAGACCUGCAGGAGGAAUUAGUAGGUGUGCAGAGAGAAGGGGAGCAUCUCAUCCCAGGAUGGCCUCCCCAUGGCAGCUGAUCCGGGCUUAGUACUCACACUGGCCCUUCCCCCAAGCCUGUCCUUGAAAGUGUCCCCUAAGAUCUUUGAUCCUCUGUUUCCACCAGGGACAGAAAUCUGCAAUAGCAACUGAAAUGUUUCUUUUCUUCACUGCUGGCUGAUGGAAUGGACCCCUGAUGCCCAGGUGUCAAGAGUAGUGGUCACAGGACAGUCCUGUCCAAGGGCCCCUGACUGACAGAGCUGUGUUUCAGUAGACAAUCAGUUGAAAGUGCUGGAAGACAGGUGUAUCUCUGUUUCAUAGGAAACUCAGGGACUUUUCAAGUUGCUGAGAGUUUUGUUGUAUUUGUUUAGAUUUUUGUUUUUGUUAUUGUUUUUAAUCUAGCCCUCCACUGCCAAAGGUCAAAACUCAAAACUACUGAAGGCUUCCAAUCAGUCUCACUAAUUCUGAUUGUGCUGUGCCACAAGAACAGCCCAGAACAUGCAGUGAGUUUUUAAAACUCUGUAGUUUCCUACUGUCCUGCGUGGAGCUAGGCCUUGCUAUUUUAAUCUGCAACCUUAAUAGUUUUCCUGUUUCUGGUGGCGUCUCAGGGAAACACAAAGCUAUGUCUACUCCUCAACAUGGUUUUUAUAGGCUCAGAAGUUAGCUAACUAUAGAAGGUUCCUGAGAGCUAGACAUAGUGAAGGGUCAUUUCGAUUUCUGAAAAGGAGCGGUCAUGCAUACAAUUUUGAACCUUUCACUAUGCUCUGUAUUGUUCUUGGAUAUAAAUUCCUGGAACCAACUGUCUGCCUUGGCACAAUUUAUUUAACAAAUGAAAAGGUAGAAGGAGACGGCCUGAUUCCUUCUUUACAGUCUGUAGCUUACCAUAGGGGAACAGGACAGUCACAGAAACAAGGAGGGGCCCCAGAAAGUUCUCAAGAAUUAGAUGCUUAGUAGACCAACAUCUGCCCUGUUUCUCUAGCAUUUGUGGUUGGGGAAGGCUGAACAGUGCCAGUUUAAGGGAAAAUACAGGAAAUAUUUUUAUUUUGGAAAGAGGUCUUCUUGUUUCCUUCCUGCCCACGCUUGGCUUUUGUCUACCCAGUGUGUUUGUCAUGGUGUCUCUGUAAAAGGUGAGGUUAUUGCUCCUUUGCAGACUCUGGGUCAUAUUGACCAGCUAGGGCAUUUGACAGUAAUAACAAAUAUUGCUUCUGCAAAAUGAUCAGGCACUGCAACCCCAAGGGCUCUCUGAUAGAGAUGAUGACUGUAGGUACCAGGGAGGAAAAAUGAUGGUCAGGAGGAAUCACCAUGGCUCUGUCCAGGAAGAAGCCAGAGAGGCUUUGAGCUGAUCCAGAGGUUCCUUCUUUCUCUGCAUCCAAAUUGUGCUGCCUUUAGAGCAACUUCAGAAUAUGAUACUAGGCCUUGGCUUUCUGUUGCUGCUGGUACAUCUGUGUCAAUAGGCCACACUAGUAGCACCUGUAAAUCAUCUUCCCACAUCUUUAUUGGGUUCUCUGAUCAUGGAGCCAAGAAAAGAACAUUAGGGGCUCAGCUCAGCAAGACUUUAAACUAGUUGUAUCAAAGAGAAGUUAGAAACUCUUUAUUUCAGUAUCAAACUGUGGUUUCCCCAAGCUGUAGAAACCAUGAAUCUGAUGAUCUCAAAGCCACAAAAACCAUGGAUCUGAUGACUUUGAAUGAAUGAAACCUGUGGGCACUGAGAGUGAGGAAAGAAGCCACUGUGCUUAUGGAGGUACAGAGGAGCAUGCAUCUUAAGACAAUAGGGGUUGAUCUGGAGACACCAGAUUUACCCUUUCUUGAUAAGGAAAAUGAGCAGGUUUAUUUAAAAUACCUUUUGAGAUUUAUCUCUUUUUUUUUUCUUUUUUGGACAAUACACUGGAGAAACUUUGAAGAACAAAUUCAAACUGAUACAUAUUUUGACAAUGUAAAUACAACAGUCACGUUAAUGUAUUAUGCACUGCUUUUAGUGAAUAUACUUCAAAAAAACAUUUAUUAGUUAAGAAAGUUUUUUCCCCUCUGAACAAGAAUGUAAAUGUUUAUCUUACUAGAAAGUGUUUGAUUUUGUUUUUAAAAAUGAACUACAAGACAAGCAGAUGACAAAGUAUUUGUCUUGCAGAUUAAGCAUUUUUAUUUUUAAAUUAUCCAUGCUCAUCCCCAGCCAACUUCCAGUCCCAUACCAGGGAACAUUGGGAUUGGUAAGCACUAGUUGGAAAGUGAGACAGGAAAAGAACUUUAAGGUCACAAAGGUAGUGAUUUGGAUAAAAUGACAUGGUCAGUGACAAACAGGAUUAAAACCUGGCCUCCAAAGAUUCCAAGAAUCAGGAAACUAAGUUCUGCCACUCACAGGCACCAGGAUAACAUGAAAAUUGCUAUUCUUUCCCGAGAGUUCCACCAGCAAGGCCAGCGAGAACUGCAAAGUAGACAGGGGGAUCUUACUGGUCUAUACUUCCUCUGAGGCGUUUAGGUUGAAAAUGUACAUUAAUGUCUUUUCUGCCAGGAAAUAGUUUUGAGCCAGCUUUUGCUUCUGGAACUUCUAGCAGAUUAAGGAUCAAAGGGAACAAGACAGAAGGCAGAGAGGUCUUAUGAAUAAAACUGUAGCCUAUCUGGUUUCAUUGUUGCUAGCAGAUUCCUUCAGGUCUGCUAAACACUCAACACCAGGUUAAAGGGAUUACUAUUUAAUGGUGGAGGUGGUGGGGUGUUACUGAAUGAUAAACAGUUUGCCCAGGAGACUGGGGGAGCAUGUGUCUUAAUGGACAGGAGUCUGAAGUACACUGGAAUUUAUUGAGAAACGUGUUUGUAAAGACUAUAGUUAAUUAUUGCAUUUUCUUACAAAAAUAUAUUUUGGAAAACUAUACUGUCAAUUAAAAUGCUGUUGUAUAAA
This is a messenger RNA of Cavia porcellus (domestic guinea pig), 5595 nucleotides long. It is a transcript of the gene Podxl, whose product is annotated as podocalyxin like. The transcript has 9 exons. Gene Ontology annotation, biological process: cell migration; negative regulation of cell-cell adhesion; positive regulation of cell-cell adhesion mediated by integrin. Gene Ontology annotation, cellular component: apical plasma membrane; microvillus membrane. The coding region runs from base 137 to 1876 and encodes 579 amino acids. The record is from RefSeq and is a predicted model, not a curated record. NCBI's taxonomy places the organism in Eukaryota, Metazoa, Chordata, Mammalia, Rodentia, Caviidae.